AUGGCUCCACGAAAGAAUGCGCAUUCGACAGCGGCCGAGAUCUCGCUUGUCCACCUCAAGAACUGUCUCGUAAACCUACCAUCGGCUCUCGUCAACCUGCUUGUCAAUAUCAACGCUCAUGCCCAAAAUGUCGUUGUCGAACUCAGCUGGCGAUCUAGCGACGGCUCGCAAAAGUCGGCAUACCUCGGCUGGACCGGCCUCCCCAGCAAGCGCAAGCUCGCCCCGAUAGUCACCCGCGAUGGAAUUCAAGGUUCGCGGGGCUCGGGAGGUUCACGGGAGCAGGAAAUUUCACUCGUGGAGAUCGACCCUACGUUGGCAAAUACCCUCGGACUGAGCGACGGCCAGAAAAUCACGGCCAUGAUACACCUAGAGUUCCCCAUGGCGCACACAGUCCACAUCGAGCCCCUCACCCCGGAGGACUGGGAGGUCAUUGAGUUGCACGCCAACUUCCUCGAGCUCAACAUGAUGUCCCAGGUGCGCGCGCUACCCAAUCCAACCUACGCGCCGCCAGGCGGUGUUCCGGGGUCUGCCGCGCACCCCUUGGCCCUGCACGUCUCGCCAACCUCCACCGCCAGCAUCAGAGUUGCAUCCCUAGAACCUGUCGCGGGAUCGGAUGUCCCGUUUGUCAAGAUCGCCCCCAAUGCCGAGGUCAUAGUGGCGCCCAAGGAGAGGUCAAAACCGUCUCGGCCGGGGAAGAGCGGCAGCAAGGGAGGCCGCAGCGUGGAUGGCGCCUCGGGCAAGAGCUCAAGCACCGUCAGAAGGAACAGGAGGAGCAAAAGCGAGGAGCGCAAGCCUGCAUUGUACCUGCGAGCCAUGGACAGACGAUACUGUCAAGAUUGGUUCGACGACGUGGACGAAGCAGAUAAGGAACUACAAGAGGGACUAACCGUCUGGGUGGAUCGGGAUCUACUCUUCUCUAGAGGGUUUCGCGGUGUCAAGUACGUCGCUGUUGAUCUCUUGCGACCUUCGCAGAUCCAGGCCCAACCUGCAGAUGGGACUGAGCCUCUACAAAGACAGUCUACCCGGGUCGUGGCUAUGUUGUGCGGUUGGGAUGACCCGCCGAACGGAUCUACAGUAGCUCUGUCGACUCCCCUAUGUGCAUCACUGGGUUGCCAGGGGAUUGUGGGAGGAGUGGUCAAGAUCGAACCGGCUCCAGCGCCUUUUACAGUCAGCUCGAGUGCCGAAAAGCCUGAUCAGUCUAACACAAUACGUCGCAUCAAGAUUUUCCCGUUUCUGGCUGCUGGCAGCUCACCCUCCGCUGGACUAAAAUUUGGAGGCGAAUCCAAGGCCGAGAAGGAGGAGGCGACAAAGAGACUGAAGCUCGUGUAUGGCGGCAAGGAUGGUAAAGGCCUUUUGCAAGGGCCUCUUACUGAUGGCCAAGUCCUCGGGAUCUAUCAAGGCGUACAACAGAUUCCAGGAUGGGAGGGCGGUAUAAUCAAGUUUGACCCUCCACCGGAGGCUGGACAACCAACCCGAGAAUCGACGAGCUGGGUACUGGGAUCACAGAAGCUAAUCCCUUUCGAUAUACAGCCCGGAGUGCCUCCACCAGCGGGAGCUGCACCUGACGAUGAUCUCGACGAGACAGAGUCUGGCGACAAUAUUCUCGUUGGCAUUGAUUCACUUCUCAAGGAGCUCAAGUCCCACCUGAUGCACUUGUCAUCUGUGCUUCUCACCGGUGCCCUUGGCUCUGGAAAAACGUCCGUAGGAAAGAGCAUCGCCAACGCCCUGAAGCGGGACUCGUUUUACCACACCACAUACUUUACCUGUCGCAGCCUCACAAACGACGAGAGCAGGGUUGCCACAGUUCGUGAGACGCUCAACCGUCUCUUCAUGAACGCCAGCUGGGGUGCGAGGCUGGGUGGAAAAGCCAUUGUGGUACUAGAUGACCUCGACAAGCUGUGCCCAGCUGAGACGGAGCUUCAAGUGGGCAAUGACAACGGUCGCAGCCGGCAGAUUAGUGAGGCGCUCUGUGCCAUCGUCAAACAGUACUGCGCCGAGGAUAGCGGUGUGGUGCUGCUGGCCACCGCCCAGGCUAAGGAGUCGUUGCAUGGCGUGGUCAUUGGUGGUCAUGUGGUUCGCGAGAUUGUGGAGCUCAAGUCGCCCGACAAAGACGCAAGGAGAAAGAUAAUGGAGGCCAUCACGAAGCAAGGACCGCUCGUUACGGAGGUAGCCACCAGAGACACCCCCAGUGACCAUUCGCGGCCCACAACAGCUGAUGGCAGCACUGCGGAAGACGAGGGUGCGUGGAUGGAUGGUCCCAGCAGGCCGAGCCAGAAUGGUACGAAUGACCGUAGUGACGGCUACUACUUGCAACCAGACCUCGACUUCUUGGACAUUGCUGGGCGGACAGACGGGUACAUGCCAGGAGAUCUCUUGCUCCUCGUGACCAGAGCCCGGAACGCGGCGCUCAGUCGGUCCCUCGAGGAGAUUGCCGAGGAUGAUCAUCUCAACGCGUUGGGCGUUCCACUUGGAAUGCAGGAUUUUGACGAGGCUCUAAAGGGUUUCACGCCGGCAUCGCUCCACAACGUCAGUCUGCAAAGCUCGACGAUCAAGUUCGACUCCAUCGGCGGCCUUUCCGAGACGCGGCGCGUUCUGCUCGAGACGUUGCAGUACCCGACAAAAUAUGCCCCUAUCUUUGCGCAGUGUCCUCUGCGUCUGCGUUCGGGUCUUUUACUUUAUGGCUACCCUGGCUGUGGCAAGACCCUGCUAGCCAGCGCGGUGGCGGGAGAGUGCGGUCUCAACUUUAUCAGCGUGAAGGGUCCCGAGAUUCUGAACAAGUACAUUGGCGCCUCGGAAAAGAGCGUGAGAGACCUCUUUGAGCGAGCGUCAGCGGCCAAGCCUUGCGUCCUCUUCUUCGACGAGUUUGACUCGAUCGCGCCCAAGCGCGGACACGACUCGACAGGCGUUACGGACCGUGUGGUCAACCAGCUUUUGACGCAAAUGGACGGUGCCGAGGGCUUGUCAGGGGUCUACGUGCUCGCGGCUACAUCACGGCCGGACCUGAUCGACCCUGCUCUACUGAGGCCUGGGCGCCUGGACAAGUCGCUGCUGUGCGACUUCCCCAACGCGGAGGACCGUCUGGAUAUCAUCAGGGCCCUUGCGAGCAAGGUGAAGGUCGGCGACGAGGUGCUGGCUAACGAGGACGAGCUUUUGGAGCUGGCGAGACGCACCGAGGGAUUCACGGGCGCCGACCUGCAGGCCCUCAUGUCGAACUCGCAGCUCGAGGCCAUUCACGACGUCCUAGGAGACCACGGCGCUGGCGUGGGCGCAUCGUCCGGCAAGGACAAGUACGGCGGCAGGAAGUCUGCCGUGGCAACCGCCGGUAAAGGGCGCGCCAAUUACGUCCAGUUCUUGUACGGCGAGGAGCAGGAGUCUCAGAAGCCGUCCGGGGCGACCACGCUGUCGUCGGAAAUGGCGGAGCGCGCGGCCAUUGCGGCCAAGCUUGAGGCUAUCAAGCUCGCAAAGAAGGCGGCAAAGGCAUCCAAGGCCGGCCGGGGGGUGCAGCCCGUCAACGGCGUGGAUGAUGAGGGCAGUGAGGAUAAAGGAAAGCAGGAUGGCGGCGGUGCGGGUGAGGUGGUGAUUGGGUGGAGGCACAUCACCAAGGCGCUGGACGAGACGCGUCCCAGCAUCAGCUCGGAGGAGCGGGCAAGACUGGAGAGGAUUUACAGAGAGUUUGUGGUUGGUAGGAGCGGGCAGAUGAAAGACGGACAGCCUUCCAUGGAGAUUGGAGGACGUUCUAGUCUGAUGUAG
This is a messenger RNA of Pyricularia pennisetigena, 3750 nucleotides long. RefSeq lists its product as uncharacterized. The record is from RefSeq and is a predicted model, not a curated record. Gene Ontology annotation, cellular component: peroxisome; peroxisomal membrane; cytosol. Gene Ontology annotation, molecular function: ATP binding; ATP hydrolysis activity. The transcript is spliced from 2 exons. Lineage: Eukaryota; Fungi; Ascomycota; Sordariomycetes; Magnaporthales; Pyriculariaceae. Gene Ontology annotation, biological process: protein import into peroxisome matrix. Bases 1 to 3750 code for a protein of 1249 amino acids.